AUGCAUGCACGGAAAGUCACAAGUGUUUUAGUGUUCUUGGCUCUAAGUCAUCCGGCCAUAGCCAAAUCCAAGGACACGAAACGUCCCGGCAUCUGCGAAGAAACAGAGGACUGCACGGCAGACGGUUACCAGUGUGUGGCGCUUCAGACGACACGUUCCGGCACUGAUACGGUCAAACAGUGCCUUCCCAAGGUUCAGGACACGGACGUGUGCUCUGGACAAUUUCCGGGUCUAUGCCCGACCUUCUCGUCUUGGGCGAGUCCGUACAACCAGAUCAGUAGUGUUUGCACGUACAAGCCAGCGGAGAAAUGCGUGUCUGGUAGCGAGUCGUCAGAGGGUGAAGGUGUUAUCUGUGUGACUGGGGCUAAAGAUUCGAGCGGCAAGGCCAUCGACGCAAUCUAUGGCUGUGUCGACUUUGACACGAGCACUCUCGAAGUGCUUUUUGGUGAGGAUGACGCCACGGAAUUCUCCGACAACCUGGGCACGGCUUCAGCGCUUGUUAAAAGCUGUUUGAGUACGAACUCUACCAGCAACUCGACGCUAUUGUGUGCCGGUCAGGGCACAUGCAUCCCGGACUCAAUUGGCUCGCUUACCUACAUGUGCCGUUGCAACGUCGGUUACAGCGGCGACUUCUGCGACGCAAUCGAUUCCAACAAGUGCCAGCUUCCGGGUCAGUGCGCCACAGGUGUGUGCAAUCUUGACAAGCAAGAGUGUGAGUGCGCAGCUGGCACUACGGGCGACCAGUGCUCGCAGUGUGACUCCAAGUCAAAGGAAGCUUGCAACGGCAAGGGAAAAUGCUCGAGCUUGGUAUGCGUGUGUGAGGAAGGCUGGGAGGGUCUACAAUGCACCAAGGAAAGUGCCGUCAAGAAGUCGUCUAAAUCGACGCCCAGCAAGUCAUCGGGCAGCACGACCGCUACCUCAAGUGGACUUCCAUCAUCUCGUCCUCUCAAUUAUAUUGCUAUAGGCGUUGCCAGCAUUGUCGCCGCUGUGCUCUUGCACUAG
Molecule: messenger RNA, 1002 nt
Organism: Peronospora belbahrii
Lineage: Eukaryota; Oomycota; Peronosporomycetes; Peronosporales; Peronosporaceae
Source: the annotation of a GenBank genome assembly